Molecule: messenger RNA, 2231 nt
Organism: Magnolia sinica
Lineage: Eukaryota; Viridiplantae; Streptophyta; Magnoliopsida; Magnoliales; Magnoliaceae
Exons: 6
Coding region: 246-1610 (454 amino acids)
Molecular function (GO): mRNA binding; translation initiation factor activity
Source: RefSeq, a predicted model, not a curated record
CUUCUCCUCCAUACCCAUACACGAAUCUUCGACUGUCUAAAAUCUCCCUCUCUCAAUCUCUCCUUGAAGAACAAGAACGCAACAGAGAUCUCCCUCUCUCAAUCUCUCCUUGAAGAACAACAACGCAACAGAUCUCUCUCUCUCUCUCUCGCAACAGGCAGAACAUAAAAGAAAAGAAAUAAAAUACAGGGCGAGAGAGAGAGAGAGAGAGAGAGAGAGAGAGAGAGAGAGAGAGAGAGGGGAAAAUGUCGAAGAAGAAAGCUUUCAGCGGCUCGACCAUGACCCUGAAAGAUUUCCAUGGCGGUUCCAUCCCUUCCGAUCUCCCUCUCCCUUCCGCUCCUGGCGUUAUCGUACGACCGUCCGAUCGAUCACCUUUCGACCGUCAGAUCCCGACGCCGCCCUGGGGAUCCAGCUCAAUCGUCCGAUCCGACCACCGAUCCCGGCCCGGAUCGUCGGGCCCCACCCGCACCUUCGACGAGAAGGCUUCUUUCCUCUCGGUUCCCCACAUUGGUCGUAAUUUCGAUGAGGACGAACGAAAGCCGUUCGAUGGCGGUGUUACCCGUCGUCCUGCAAGCGACGAUUCCGUGCGGGACCCAUUGAUCGUCCGUCCGGAUCCCAAGCCCGUCACCGCGCGGCAGGUGUCGACUGCGCCCGUUGUGCACUCCCAGCCGCCCGCCGUGGUGAAGCUAGCUGCAGGCCCGAACGCAUGGGCGUCGAGGAGAGAGGCAGUGGAGCCCGCCCCACCGGCUGUGGUGGCGGCAGCAGCAGGGACGGCAUCGGCCUGGAGUGGGCCGAGUGCAGUAUCGAAGUUUGCGCAAGCUAGCGCGGUCGAGAAGAUCUCAUCAGGGAGGUGGCAGUCGAAGCCUGGGCAGGUCUAUCACCAACCGCCGGAUGUUGAAGUCAUUAGAUUUGUUGAGGCAGAGACGGAGACUCAUGUUCGUUUUGGUAACAGUCAGAUUGAUGGUAGAAUCGAAUUGGAAGUGGCGCGAGGGAAGUAUGGGGAUAGGGAUAUGUCACCAAAGUACCCUGAAGCAAAGGAGAAGGGUCCGGCAUUUUAUUCGGAUGGGGCCUGGCCAGCUUCCACUGAGGGUAAGUUGGGCAGUGGGUCUCAAUCACAGGCAGUGAUGGAAGCGUUGGAGCGGCCAAAGCUGAAGCUUCUUCCAAGGACGAAGCCCAUGGAUCCUUCGGAGGCACAUGUUGUGGAUUAUGAUAAGCAGGGGUACCAACCACCGGUUGCUGACUCGGGUCAUGUUGAAAGUGUUAAUGAAUUUUUUGGGAAUGUGAAUCCUCCGAAACCAGGGUCCGCUGGGGGUGAUGGGGCCAAUCGGGCUGUUGAGCGUCCCAAAUUGAAUUUGAAGCCUCGCUCCCAGCCUCGUGAAAGGUCGGACGGUAGCGUGGAGAGGGAAAGGAACACAUUGUUUGGUGGUGCCCGCCCCCGUGAAUUGGUUUUGAAGGAGCGUGGGUUUGACGAUGUCGUUAUUAACAAUCUUGACAUGAGCCAACCUGCCAACAGAAACGACCAAAAUGUGCUGGACCAUCUCAGAAAAUGUGACCAAAAUCCCCCUUCCAGGAACGCAUACCAAUUUGUAUGUCCUGCAGGUGACCUGUAAGGUGGUUUUAGUUGCAAAAGCAAGAUAUUUCUGCAAAAAACUACAUGCUUCCAUUUGCUUUGUUAAUUGGGAUGUGAAUUGCUGGUUGACCGGAUCAAUAUUAUAUUUAGGGUUUUUUCUUUUCUGCCAAGAAACCAUUAUAACUACUGUAAAUCAUCAUGUGCCAAAAACAUCAUCAAGGCAUUCUUGUCUCUCUCCCUCUCCCUCUCCCUGGAAAAGGAGAUUUUGGUUGAAAAGAGGAAAUGUACAAGAAUCGGCCCAAACUAGCGGUGCUUCAACCUGUGUUGAGGAUUCUGUGUGGAUGGGACCUGUCUUUCAUUGAUUGGGGCGUUGUUUGGAGGCCCUCAUGCAUAAGCUUCCCCGUGGAAAAUCCUUGCCAUCUGCACUUUGCAAGCGGGAUGGUUGAAAAGAAUGCAUCCAUGCUCAUAUGGAUCAGGGAAACAAAGUUCACCAUGCAAAUUGCUGGUUUGCUUGGUAGAUGAAAAGGCUUCACAUCCAUCGCUCAUCCAUUGUGGAACCUGCUAGAUGGUCUUGAUCGCUCUAGGGUGGGCCCCAUCUGCACAUAAUGCUAACCUUAAAGGAAUGCCUUUAAUUGUGGUGAACCAUUGAUUAUAGACCGUU